AUGGAAAGAGGACCUUCGGCCGAAAGACGGGCAACCAUGACGGUGAGUAUAAGAACUUUUUUCAGAGAGAUGUAUCUUAGUAACCGGUAGAGAUAGCAAAAACAUGUCAACUAAUAAGAUGUACACCAUUCUCCACUGAGCACUUUAUUAGUUGACCACGUUUUGAUAUCUCUACACAAAGCUGAGAUAUAUUGUCUUGAUCAAUUACGAUUUUCGAGGUAUUCUAUUAUCAAACAUUUUUCAGAUUGACCACAAUUUCACGAAGGAUCUUAUAGGAAAAGUGAGGGCGAAUCCGUGUCUUUAUGAGAUUAGCAAAGGCACCCAAAAUGUGUUCGAGCGGAAAGCCGCAUGGAACAGAAUAAAAAUGGAGUUGGAUUUCGAAGAAGACGCUCAACAACUCUCUGUUAUUUGGAAAAAUCUUCGGGAUAAGUAUGUGAAGAAGAGAUAUAAGGUGAGCUAGUUUUAGACAGGAAGAUUUGAAACAUAAACAUUUGUUUUAGGCCCAAAAAUACCCUAGUGUGCGUCAAACUUGGGUGUAUUUUGAACGAAUGACAUGGUUGGACAUGUACCUCGGUAAGCCGAAGGAAACAAAUAGUCGUACGCACGCACUUCAACCUGUCCAACCAGGAUAUUAUGAAAGCAUUGAUGAUUCUCAGAGUGA
Messenger RNA from Caenorhabditis sp. 36 PRJEB53466, 661 nucleotides. The record is from the annotation of a GenBank genome assembly. NCBI's taxonomy places the organism in Eukaryota, Metazoa, Nematoda, Chromadorea, Rhabditida, Rhabditidae.